Messenger RNA from Exophiala dermatitidis NIH/UT8656, 978 nucleotides. Its product is annotated as serine/threonine-protein phosphatase PP2A catalytic subunit. The transcript has 5 exons. Gene Ontology annotation, biological process: mitotic cell cycle; peptidyl-serine dephosphorylation. Gene Ontology annotation, cellular component: cytosol. Gene Ontology annotation, molecular function: protein serine/threonine phosphatase activity. The record is from RefSeq and is a predicted model, not a curated record. The coding region runs from base 1 to 978 and encodes 325 amino acids. Lineage: Eukaryota; Fungi; Ascomycota; Eurotiomycetes; Chaetothyriales; Herpotrichiellaceae.
AUGGACGUUGACGUGGGAAAGCCGGCACAGCCCCAUGGCCUGUCGCCCGCAACAGACCCGCAGUCCAUACCUACACUAGACGGUUGGAUCGAGAGCUUGAUGGACUGCAAACAAUUGGCCGAGAGCGAUGUCGCCCGGCUUUGCGACAGAGCAAGAGAAAUCCUCCAAGAAGAGUCAAACGUUCAGCCGGUGAAAUGCCCAGUGACGGUCUGCGGUGACAUUCACGGCCAGUUUCAUGAUCUAAUGGAGUUGUUUCGAAUCGGUGGACCAAAUCCGGACACGAACUACCUCUUUAUGGGAGACUAUGUGGAUCGUGGUUACUAUUCGGUUGAGACCGUGACGCUCCUUGUAGCCCUCAAGAUUCGAUACCCUUCCCGGAUUACCAUCCUACGUGGUAACCACGAAUCCAGACAAAUCACGCAGGUGUACGGGUUCUAUGACGAAUGUCUGAGAAAAUAUGGCAACGCCAAUGUCUGGAAAUACUUCACCGACCUCUUCGACUACCUUCCCCUUACCGCUCUCAUUGACAACCAGAUCUUCUGCUUGCAUGGCGGGCUUUCGCCCAGCAUAGACACCCUUGACAACAUCAGAUCCCUCGACCGCAUUCAGGAAGUGCCUCACGAGGGACCGAUGUGUGAUCUUCUGUGGAGUGACCCUGAUGACAGAUGCGGAUGGGGAAUCAGCCCAAGAGGUGCAGGGUACACCUUUGGUCAAGACAUUUCCGAAGCCUUCAAUCACAACAACGGCCUGACCCUGGUGGCCCGGGCACAUCAACUGGUCAUGGAAGGUUACAAUUGGAGUCAGGACAGAAACGUCGUGACCAUCUUCAGCGCCCCCAAUUACUGCUACAGGUGCGGCAAUCAGGCUGCUAUCAUGGAGAUUGACGAGCAUCUGAAGUACACUUUCUUGCAAUUCGACCCCUGUCCUCGAGCUGGUGAGCCCAUGGUGAGCCGGAGGACACCGGACUACUUCCUGUAG